AUGUGUGACAAUACGACAGUGUCUAAUAGUUCGGUUCCAUCAAGUCCUCUCGCCCGCCACCCAACAACGGCGCUGCCUCUUUCCGACAAAAUCCCAACCUUCGUUAUAAAUGCAGCCAACAAAACAUACAAACACCAAUACGCGAACAUUUACUUUGCACGACUACGCAUAUUGAGAGAUUUUGUUCAAAAUGAAGCGCAGAAACGCUGGAAAGAUAUUGCUGGGUCUCCAAAGCUCGUUCCUCGAGUGCUAGAUGUGAUCAAAGGACAACUAUGUUUUGUCAUUGGAACUGUGUACCUAGACAUGCCGCUAAAACCAAAUGUUUUGGAAGACAUCGGGAGAGAUCGCUCCAUCCCUGCACCACCUCCAAGAGAAAAAAUCUACUCACCAGAUGACGUUGUCACACUUGAGGACGAGUCUGGCCGCAUUCAGCUUGUCGGUGACCGAUUAAAGAAGGCGCAACUGUUGACAGGGGUGAUUGUAGGAGCAUUAGGGCUGGAAACAAGUGGCGGUGAAUUUGAAGUCAUAGAUCUGUGUUUUGCUGAGAUGCCCCCUCAACACGAAGGUGAAAGGUUAGAGCAAGAUGAGAUGGACAUAGACGAAAAAUCUUCAGCGGUAUCACAGUCCCCGGAGGAUUUUGUCGCAUUUGUGUCUGGUCUGGACAUAGGCUCACACACUCCAUCGGAUGCACAGAUACAGAUGCUCGUGGAAUAUCUCACAGGAGAGAGUGGUGGGCUGGGUGAUCAAAUUUCAGCCUCUCAGAUUACGCGGCUUGUUGUUCUUGGUAACUCACUCGCACCAAUCGGAGCUACAGGCACAACGGAUGACGGAGAAAAAGAAACCGAGAAAAGGCCUCGCCGAUACGGAUAUGACUCUGCCUCUUUCUCCCCACACCCAAUCCUCCACCUCUCCUCGCACCUCCAUGACCUUGCAUCAUCAAUGCCCGUCCAUCUUCUUCCAGGGGCCUCCGACCCCUCAGGCACUAUCCUACCACAACAAAGCUUCCCUCGGGCUAUGUUCGGAGCUGCAUCUACUUAUGCCACUUUCACCUGCGAGACAAAUCCUACGUAUAUACACCUUGCUUCGAGGGCUCAAGACUCUUUGGAAGACUUGAAGAAAGCAGGACAACCUCUUCCGCGCAGCCGCCUGAUUCUGGCUACAUCUGGACAGCCAUUAAACGACAUGUUCAAAUACUUACCGAGUCCACCGGUCACGCGAUUAAGCAUUGCAGAAUCGACCUUGCGAUGGCGACACGUCGCUCCGACGGCACCAGACACACUCUGGUGUCAUCCAUAUUUCACCACAGAUCCGUUCAUUCUUACCGAAACGCCCGACGUCUACGCCAUCGGUUGCCAGCCACGAUUUUCGACGCGACUCGUCAAACAGAACUCACAGAAGUGUAGAAUUAUUCUCGUCCCAGGAUUCGCGGAGACAGGAGUGCUGGUGCUGGUAAGCUUGAAGACGCUUGAUACGAGGAUCGUCAAAUUUUCUGUUGAGGGCAUGAAUCUUGGCAUCUCAUCAGAGAACCAAUAACUAAGUUUUCAGGUUUAUUCUUUAAUGAUCAGCUAUUCUUUGAGUGGCGACAUCGAUCAUUGGAACCGGACCAAGUGCGUUACAGAGUCCCGGCUGAUCAUUUGUUGUUGUCUAGUGC
This is a messenger RNA of Heterobasidion irregulare TC 32-1, 1651 nucleotides long. RefSeq lists its product as uncharacterized. Gene Ontology annotation, biological process: DNA strand elongation involved in DNA replication; DNA replication. Bases 1 to 1533 code for a protein of 510 amino acids. Gene Ontology annotation, molecular function: DNA binding. Gene Ontology annotation, cellular component: delta DNA polymerase complex. The transcript is spliced from 7 exons. The record is from RefSeq and is a predicted model, not a curated record. Lineage: Eukaryota; Fungi; Basidiomycota; Agaricomycetes; Russulales; Bondarzewiaceae.